Molecule: messenger RNA, 2256 nt
Organism: Doryrhamphus excisus (bluestripe pipefish)
Lineage: Eukaryota; Metazoa; Chordata; Actinopteri; Syngnathiformes; Syngnathidae
Source: RefSeq, a predicted model, not a curated record
UACUCCUGUGAUCCUAAAGAUCAUAUUGACUGAUGGCAGCUCUCAGAGGUUGACACUCUCACAUGGACUCCCUGAAACAGUUGAUGACCUUAUUGUUGAAGUAAAGAGACAAUGUGGACUUCAGGGCAACUUAAAACUUCAAUUCAUGGACUCCUUGUUUGGAAACGAGUUUCUCAACUUAACCUCAAUGUCAGAGGUGGACGACAGAGGCACUCUUAGAGUUAUUGAUAUGUCGGCCCACCACUAUGCAACAUGAUGAUAACUCUACUGUGCUUAAUUCAGUCCUACACCUCCAAGCAUCAAGUCCUUGCUCAACAACUGGCUCUUCAUCACGGCCAGGUGAACUUGUGGAUACAGACAUACUGUCAUCAAGUGAGUCUACAAGCUCACGGUCCUCCUGUCCAGCUGUGUUUCAUGUACCUAAGUUCUCCUAUGACACAGAGUUAAAACUUCAGCAGGCAGGUUUAGUUUACAUUCAAAAUGGCACUGCACUUAUUCCAGAUCCCAAGUUGAAGUCAGCUAUUCUUGUUGGAUUAGUGCAGCAAAUUGUGCAGUAUAAAGUGUAUGUCACUGAUAAGGAGAUGGAACAGGUAGCCCAGAGUCUCAUCAAGAGACAUGCAUGUUUAACUGAGAAGGGCUCCAGCACUGGAUGUGGUGGAUGGAAAAUGAGUUUAAAAUAUAAACUGUCUAACUAUCGCACACAUCUGAGAAAACUUGGAUGCCCAGAAGUGACGGUGAACUCCAUAAAAAACAAACCUGCUGGAAAGCACAGUGCAGCUUUUGGCAUCAAAAAGGCAAAGAGAGCAGAAGUUAAUUUUUGCCCAACAUACCCAUCAGCAGAAACUGAGGAGAGUCUAGAAGCCAUGCGGAAAGCUUUACUCUUGGAUGUAAGGAAGAGGAACAACCGAGAGGUUGUCAAGCUCAACAUGGAAAAGACUUUCGCAUUGAGAAAGACAUGAGGUUGUUCGUGAUGCACCGAUGGUGGAUGAUUUCAUGGCGAGAUGGCCUGCUUUGUUUGAAGUCAGUGAGAUCAACGCUGAAUUCAAGAGAAUCACGACUGUACCACUUCAGUCCAAGUUCUUUUCUCAGGUGGACCUCCACACUGACAACUUGACAAGGCUGUUCCAGAAGAGAGGAGGACAGCUAGGUGAACGGCUCAAAAGAAUCACUGCACAAAUUGCCAAUUGUGAUGAUGUAGAUGCUGGACGAGAGUGCAUCAUUAAAGGAGUCUGUGUCUACAUGGGCGAAGAUCCAGAUAACCUCCUACAGGAAUAUGUGAGCCUGGAUCAGAACACGAUCAACAAGGCCAUUGAAGACACUACAGUUGGUAUAUAUGUUGUCAAAGAACAUGCUUCAAGUGAUGAAGCAGAGGACAUUGGCAUUGUUCUUGAAGGCAUCAAGGUGUUACAAAACCUUGAUAAUGUAGCAUUAGGUGUUGCUGUUUUAUUUGGAUUGAUGUAUGCGCUGAACCUCAGCUAUCCUGCUGACCUCCGCUACACUUUUGAGGUAAUUCAAAAGAUCUGGAUGGAACUGGAUCGAGGGAAACUUUCCAACAGAGCACUUGCUCUGAAAAACAGGCUCCAUCAGUGAACAGUUCAGACUGGAUUGACUGAUUUUGCACAGGAAAAAGCAGUGAUAUUUAACUAAAUUCUGUCGCAACUGAUGCUUUUAGUCUGAGAACUAAGGAGCUACAUCAGACUCACGUCAGACAAGUCCAAGAUACAGGUACAAGUUGUUUUGGAGUGAAAAAGGAAUGUGACUUCACACAAAAUCUGUCACAUUUUCAUGUCAUCUUUGGCUAUCCACCUGAUCUUGCCCGUGAUGUUUUUGAGGGUAUAAUCCCAGUGGAGCUUGCUUGUUGCUUAACAGUGCUUAUUUCCAGAAAGUAUUUUACAUUAGUUGACCUGAACAAUGCCAUUCUGAAGUUUCCCUACAAAUGGGCUGACAGGACAAACAAACCUCAUGCAGUGUCACAAAGUUUCUCCAGCAGGAAAACAGUGGGGGGAAAUGCUUGGAGCUUGCUCCGGUUCUUACCUUUUUUGGUUGGAUCACUUGUACCUGAAGAUGAGCCUGCGUCGCUUGUUCUCAUGGACCUGAAGGACAUCACAGAGCUUGUUGUUGCCCCUGUGCAUAGUGAUGACUCGCUGGCUUUUUUGGAAAGUAAAAUUGUAGAGCACAGGCAGAGAUACCAAGCGUUGUUCCCAGACAUCAAGCUGCUACCAAAACACCAUUAUUUGGAGCACUACCCCCAGAUGA